This is a messenger RNA of Macadamia integrifolia, 1360 nucleotides long. Its product is annotated as binding partner of ACD11 1-like. Bases 202 to 1134 code for a protein of 310 amino acids. The transcript is spliced from 7 exons. Lineage: Eukaryota; Viridiplantae; Streptophyta; Magnoliopsida; Proteales; Proteaceae. Gene Ontology annotation, molecular function: RNA binding. The record is from RefSeq and is a predicted model, not a curated record.
CAUGAUGACUUCUUCACGACAAAAUCCCACCUCUCGCGAAACCUUGCAAUUUUACAAAUAUUUCUGAUGGGCGCGCAAACUUUCCGCUGAGAUCAGUCGGUCCAGACGCCGCUUUCAGUUACAGAAAAACCAAAAUCCACAUUUCUCUCAGCCACUGACGAGAUCUACAUUUUUUCUGCGGAUUUAUUCAACUAAUAUCAAAUGUCGGUCCCAGUGGAUCAAAGUGAUCCAAGCAAAAGCUCGGAUUCCCCAGUAACUGCUACAUCAAAUUGGACGAUUAAUGUUUCAGAUAUACGGACAGUGAAAGUCAGCAAUAUCUCAUUAGCUGCAUCAGAGCAGGACAUCAAGGAAUUCUUCUCUUUCUCUGGUGAUAUUCAAUAUGUUGAAAUGCAAAGGGAAUCUGAAAAGUCUCAGCUUGCAUAUGUUACAUUCAAGGAUUCAAAAGGAACAGAUACAGCAGUUCUUUUAUCGGGAUCCACCAUCGUUGAUCUUUCUGUCUGUAUAACACCAGUUGCGAAUUACCAGUUGCCUCCUGAAGCCAUUCCAGCAAACCCGAAGCCCUCUACUGCCAAUUCAGCUGUCAAGAAGGCUGAGGAUGUGGUAAGCAGCAUGCUUGCUAAGGGGUUUGUACUGGGGAAGGAUGCCCUUAACAAAGCCAGGGACUUUGAUGAACGACAUCAUUUGACGUCGAAUGCCUCUGCCACUGUUUUUUCCCUUGACAGAAGGAUUGGCCUGAGUGAAAAGAUAAGCAUUGGGACUGCUUUGGUCAAUGAAAAGAUGAGAGUGGUGGAUGAGCGGUUCCAGGUGUCUGAGAAGACAAGAUCAGCCAUUACAUUGGCUGAGCAGAAGGCAAGCUUUACAGGGUCAGCCCUGAUGAAGUACCACUACAUCUCAGCUGGUGCAUCAUUGUUAUCAAGUGCCCUGAGCAUGGUUGCCAAGGCAGCCGAGGACCUGAGCCAGAUGACCAGGGUGAAGGUUGAAAAGGCUGAGGAAGAGAAGAAGGAGAUUAUUUCUAGGCAGAGAACAGGGAUCAUUAAUGAAUUUGCUCACGUCCAUCUCGACCAGCUCUCAACAAGGGAGCCGCCAAUGGUGCCAAAUGAUGCAGCUGAGGAAGGUAAGCUUGGCAUCAUAUGAUUGCUGAGCUUUGCUCUCUUUCCUCAUUCUGAUCUCAUUUUUUUUACCACUUGUUGUAUAGUCUUCUUUUGGGAAGUUCCAUCCUUAGCAUAGUUUGUUUCUGUUGGAUUGAAUUUGAUGUCGAGAUUGCUCAACUGUUUUAGAAUGUACACGCCAGGUGGAUUCUUGUGAUAAUGAAUGCCCAUUUCACCAUAUUUUAAUGAAAGCCCCAGGAAAUUAAGUGACA